Paramuricea clavata is the source of this 2600-nucleotide messenger RNA. Lineage: Eukaryota; Metazoa; Cnidaria; Anthozoa; Malacalcyonacea; Plexauridae. The record is from the annotation of a GenBank genome assembly.
AUGGACAGAGUCAAUCUAGCUGUUUCGGCUGAGUCAGAACGACAAAAUAAAAUGGGAGUGUUGGUUAAAAAGAGCCUACAUGUCAACCAGAUUAAUAAUAGCCCAGACUCUGGCCAGGAACCCCAGAAUCCAAAGAUGAGAAAGAAAAUCGGUAAUGAAGAAAAGGAGUGCAAAUCUAAUAAGUUGGUCGCAGCCUUGGAAGCGGUACAGUCUGACCUAGCAUCAUUAAAGGAAGCUUUUAACAGGUCGCAGAUAUCCGGUAAAGAUGCAUCCAAACAAGAUCCGGAUCAGCGGAACCAGUACAAGAGAAAGAGUACUUUGUGUAAGAAAUGUCAAGAGUCAGGUGAGGAGAAAUGCAUUCAUUGUUACAAGUGUGGUUCGACAGAACAUUUCGCUAGGGGGUGUAAAAAGCCCCAGGGAAACGAAAGGAGCCUACGCCCGGGGGACAGAGAGUAGCCGAACAAACUCAUUUGUCCCAUGCCUGUGCAUUCUGUAAAAGAAAAGAGACUGAUAUACUGUUUAAACAAUGUAGUAAAUGCAACUUUUUCCAGUAUUGUUCAAAAGUAUGUCAAGAAAAACACUGGGGUGAACAUAAAUUCUUGUGCAAGGAACUAUCACACUUAAAUGAACAAAACAUAAAUAGCGAAGUUAAAAAAGGAACAUACGUAUGUCAUUUGUCGCCUAAAGAAGGCGCAACUGUAGCUCGGUUAAUUGGGAAAAAAUGCACUGUUAAAUGUUUCCUGAAUGGGAUGGAGUCAACCGCUCUUUGGGAUACUGGAGCACAGAUAUCCAUAGUUUCUCAUGAUUGGGUCUUGAAGAACUUGCCUAAAGCUGAAUUGCGUACUGUAGAGUCCCUUCUUGGGGCGAGUGAGCUAGAUCUAAAAGCAGCCAAUGGGACAGCCCUACCAUAUGAUGGAUGGAUUGACAUAAAUUUUAAAUUAAUGGGGACAAAUCAUGAUUAUGGGUUUAAAGUACCUUUCUUGGUUGCAAAGAAUGUAUUGGACGAACCUAUCAUUGGGUAUAAUGUUAUUGAAGGAGUCACCCAAAACUCUACCAGUGACACAGAACAACCACUUUAUCUAGAUGCACUGUCCUCAAGCAUGGUUGGGGUGGAACGGGAUAGGGCCGAAGCCCUUGUAGAGUUCCUAAAGGCUGAGAGGCCAACUGAGCUAUCUGUACUUAAAACUACGAAAAUGGACAUAGUUAUUCCACCUGCCCAAUCAGUCAGAGUUUCCUGCCAUGUUAAUGUUGGUCCUAUCGAAGACAGGAUACCUGUGUUGUUCGAACCAAACCCAGAAUGGCCAUGGUCUGAUGGUCGUGAAGUUCCAGAGACACUGACAGCGAUUUCCAGAGGAUCACGAGUUAAUAUCCAAGUAAAUAACCCCACUAGACACCCAAUUGUUUUGCGAAAGAGAACAGUGUUACGUAGAAUCCAAUUGGUCAGGUCCAUAACUCCCCUGGAGGUGAAACAAGUUCAACAGACAAAGGUAAAAGAAAGUGGAUAUUUUGGUGAAAAAACUAAAGUGGACAUUGCCAGUGCUGUGAGUACCAAAGAGAGACAGGAUUGUCCAGAAACUACCAAUGAAGGUGCAUUUAAUUACGUUCCAAAUGUUGACCUUGAAGGACUUUCAAAUGAACAAAAAUUAAUAGAAAAGAUGUUACAAGAGGAGUCUGAAUCAUUCUCGAAAGCAGGGGAAAUAGGGAACGCUGAAGGGUUACAAAUGAAUAUCAAUCUUACGGACUCGAUCCCAGUACAAAAGACUUAUACAGCUGUGCCGCGACCCCUUUACCCUGAAGUUAAACAAUAUGUAGAAGAUCUUUUAAAUAGGGGGUGGGUACGGAGGUCAGGAUCAGCCUAUUCUCCACCAGUUGUCUGCGUGCGAAAGAAAGAUGGGACACUUAGACUAUGUGUUGAUUAUAGACAGCUAAACCAGAAAACAGUCCCAGAUCGACAUCCCUUGCCUCGAGUUCAGGCUACAUUGGAGAGUCUUGGCGGAAAUAAUUGGUUUUCAAUGUUAGACCAAGGCAAAGCCUAUCACCAAGGCUAUAUAAGCCCUGAGAGUCGGCACAAAACAGCAUUCAUUACUCCGUGGGGACUAUUCGAAUGGGUGCGCAUCCCAUUCGGUCUGAUGAACGCCCCUGGAGAAUUUCAGCGAUUCAUGGAAGGCUGUCUGCACGAUUUGAGGGAUGAAAUUUGCAUCCCAUACCUGGAUGAUGUGAUUGUUUUCAGCAAGUCAUUCGAAGAACAUGUCGAUCACGUUCGUCAAGUACUACAACGACUUCGAGCUAACGGAAUAAAACUGAAACCAGAAAAGUGCAAGCUUUUUCAGAGAGAAGUGAACUAUCUCGGACAGAUUGUCUCGUCAGAAGGUUAUAGACCAGACCCCUCGAAAGUUAACGCUGUGACAGCCUUAAAAGACUCUGUGCCAACGAAUGUAGGAGAAAACUGCUUGGUCUUGUUGGGUAUUAUCGAAGAUACAUUCCUGACUUUGCCUGGGCUGCUCGACCUUUGUUUGACUUGUUACAAGGCCUACAAACCGAUCAGACCAAGCCCGCUAAUAGAGGAGAUAAAACCAGUUGUAUGGCAGAAACAACAUUAA